Messenger RNA from Carica papaya (papaya), 913 nucleotides. The record is from RefSeq and is a predicted model, not a curated record. Lineage: Eukaryota; Viridiplantae; Streptophyta; Magnoliopsida; Brassicales; Caricaceae.
UUAGUACCCGUGCAAGUUUCUUCUUUUCCAUUAAAAUAUGACAUUGGUAUUAACCCUUCAAGUUAAUUGUAGCCGAGCGAUGGGAGAUGCUGGUUCUGCAAUUAGUUAUUUUGAUGAAAGUGUGGAAUUCCUUACAAAAUUGCCAGCAGAUGAUUUGGAGAUCUCACAUACACUUUCUGUUUCACUCAACAAAAUUGGGGAUCUUAAAUAUUAUGAUGGAGACCUACAAGCUGCAAGAUCUUAUUAUUUCCGUUCUCUGAAUGUUCGUCGUGAUGCUGUCAAGUGUCAUCCAAAUGUUCCAUCCCAGAUUCUAGAUGUGGCUGUUUCUCUGGCUAAAGUUGCAGAUGCAGAUAGGAGCUUGGGGAAUGAGGAUGUGGCAGUUAAUGGAUUUCAAGAGGGAAUAAAACUACUAGAAGCUUUGACAUUGAACUCCAAAGAGACUGGGCUUGAGCAAAGGCGGCUUUCAGUACUGGAGUUCUUGAACAAUCAACUUGCAGAGAAACAAGCUGAUUCAACCGAUUAAGGGAAGGUAGCGGCAAUGUCCUUUCUCUGGUUCCUCUAUUGUCAGAAUCCAGUCAAUGUUCACGUCAUGUAGGGCUAUUAUAUUGCCGGCGAGAGUGCCCGUGGGUUACACUAAAUUGACUCAGGCCUCUGAAGAUCUCUAUAUCCGCAUGCACCUGAUCAUUUUGACACGCUAUUUGAACUCGCUUAGCAGGGCAAUAGCUAGUGGUUGGUUUCUUUCCCUAUGUGGCAAAUAUACUGGGUAAGUAAGAGCCUCUCUGUUGCUCAUGUUGUUGAUCAUAAGUGCCGUGAGUAAUUAUAUUUUUAAUUUUGGACAUAAUAAUGUUGCCCUUGAAACGCCUUUGCUGUUAAUCGUGGUAAUGAAUUCCUCUUUUAUGAUACAGUUGACGAA